AAUUUGGAGACUCUCUUACACAGAAGGUGGAUAUGAGCAAAGUUAAGCUGGAUGUUAUUAAACCAUGGAUAACUACAAAGAUUACCCAGAUUUUAGGCAUGGAGGAUGAUGUAGUGGUAGAAUUUGUAUAUAAUCAACUGGAAGAAAAGUAUAAGUAGAGACCGUUGGUGGGGCUCAACCCUAUUGUCCAAAUGGCAUUCGGAUGUGCUCCUCUCUACAUCCGAUUGGCCGCCUUUCUAUCAGCCGUCAACGCUAGCUGAUGCCAGCUGGUAUGUCAACGUCAUCUUAGAACACUGCUGAAACUUCAACCUCAGCACUUCGUCCAGCUCCGACUCAUCAUCAUCGGAGGAACAGCGUAUUCGCAAAAAUAUCGUCGCAUCGUCCUGUUCCUGGUCUUCUCACCUUUAUAUGGAGCUCUGCCUUGGCCUUCUACCAUUCUGCAGUUGUCUUCGUUGCUGCAACUACGCCAUCUACUAGCUGCACUGAACAUCGUCUUCGCCAACCCGUGACUGCCUCAUUCGAGGUGGUUACACUCCAAAUUACAACUGCGAAAGCUUUGCUGUGGCUUUCGAUCGUUGGACGUCUACCAAUAAUCGGCACUACAAACUGGAGCGGAAGGAAAUCAUCGCACUCCCUAUCCAGAUGCUGUGGUCUCUUCUUACACAAGGACAAUCGACACACAUGGCGGAUUCUCCCGAGAUGCAGGUUCCUCCAUUCUCCGUGCCUCUCAGCCCCAUCCUGAGGGAUCGAGGAUCGUUACAUCGUGCAGGUCUGUUCUUCAGUUAAUGAUUCUCCAGACAUUCCGUCAAUCCCAGAUGUGAUUGCCGAUCGUGGAUGAUGCCGGAGGUAUCUCUACUCGGUUUGACACUCUUUGUCAAUAUCACAGUUUCCUGACCCCCGAAAAAUGCAGAUCAACCUCACUGGCUUUCUGAAUGGAAGAAAUGCUCGAUCUUUCAUGGGUGAACUAUGGGACCUCUUGGUCUCUGCUCAAGAAAGUGUAACGGGCAUUCCAGAGGCUUUCUUGCAACAAAAGAAAGAUCAAAUAAAAAAGCGUUUGGAAGAGCAGGAGAAACUCCAAGCUUCUUUGGCAGAGAAAGAAAAGGAAAAGGAAAGGGAGAAAGAAAAAGAUGAAGCCGAAAGCAAGAUAAAAAAAGAAGAGAAAGAACGUGGUUCUUCGAAGGAACGUCGAAGAGAUCGAAGUAGAGAUCGUGAUAGAGACAGAAAAAGAAGUCGAUCGAGAGAUCGACACAGAGAUCGUGACAGAUCGAGCCGCAAAAGACGAUCUUCUUCGAGAUCGCCUAGUAAAAAUUCCCUUAAAGACAACGGAAAAGAUAUGACUGAAAUUAAAGUCGAACGAGAAGAUUCACCUCAACCUGAAAAUGCUAUACCGCUCAUGCCAGUUAAGACAAAACCAGAAGCCGCUGUUGCGAUAUCGCGAUUACAAGCUAAAUUAAUGAGCAUUGCUGAUGGGAAAAAGAAAAACAAUCGUACUCCAUCUCCUGAAUCAUUAGAAAAAGCAAAAAAAUCUAGAUCUAGAUCAAAAUCACCCAUAAGUCGCUCCAAAAAAUCUAGGUCCAAAUCGCCCAGUCGAGAUUCAAAAUCACGUCGUUCUCGAUCACCAGCAUCUAAGUCGAGGCGAUCUCGAUCUAAGUCAAGAUCAAGACGAUCUAGGUCUAGGUCAAAGUCUAGAAGAUCCAAAUCCAGGUCGCAAGAUCGCUCGAAAUCUAGACGUACAAAGUCCAAGUCUCCAAGAUCGCAUUCAAGAUCUCGUUCACGAUCUAAAAAAUCAAGAUCGAAAAGCAUUGAUAGAAGUAAGUCUAGAAAAUCAAGAUCUGAUUCAAGCGAUUCAAGAUCAUCAAAAUCUCGUUCGAAGUCACCGGAUAAGAGAAAGGAUACUCUCGAUUCCAACAGGAAACGAGAUGCAAGUACAAGCAGUAGCUCCGAAUCAGAAGAAGAAAAAGGAGCGAAAGAUAAAAAUGACUUCGAAAUUAGAAAGAAGAAAGAUGGAGUACAGGCAAAAAGAUCAUAUAGGAAAACAAAUAAGGAUGAUAGUGGUAGUGACAGUGACUCGAGUCGUGAAAGAAAAUCAGUUCCUAAGCGAAGGAGUCCAACGCCACGAAAAGAUAGAGGUCGAUCAAAGGACAGAGAUAGAUCGCGAGAUAGAUCACGCGAUAGAUCACGGGAUAGGUCUCGGGAUAGAUCUCGAGAUAGGAAUAGAAGGAGAUCCAUAGACAGAGAACGUGAAAGAAGAAGAGAACGGGAGCGAGAAAGGGAACGGGAGAGAUUGGAUAGAUACAGCGGCAGUCGCAGCAUGCGACCUCCAUCUGUGCGCAGAGCACCUAGUAGACGCAGAAGCCCUCCUCGGAGAAGCCCGGCACGAUAUCGUCGCAGAUCACCAAGUCCCGGAGAUAGGCGCCGAAGGAGAUCUCUCGAUCGAAGACGAAGAUCAUCGGAAAGAAGAGACAGACGUCGAUCUCCGGAUCGUCGUGAUAGCAGACGUCGUUCGCCAGACGGACGGGACCGAUCCCUCAGGUACGAUAGAUCUUCCUCUCGUGACAGAUCGAGUAGGCGAGACCGUUCCAGAGACAGGGACAGAAGGGAUAGAGAUAGAAGAUCUAGAUCUAGGGAUCGUAGGUCUAGAUCAAAAGAUCAAAGAUCAUCGGUGGAUCAUUCGAGAGAUGGAAAACGAUCUCCCGAUCGCUCAAGAGAUGCUAAGGAGAAGACAAAGGACAAGAAAGUGGAUGAAAAAAUUAAAAGAUCAACUGAUACGGGAUCGCGAAAAGAAUUACGAAACGGAAGGUCUAAGUCAAGUAGCUCGGAAAGUAGCGAAAGUAGUUCCUCUAGCAAUGAGGAUGAAGUGACCAGAAAGUCACUAGAGCGGAAAUCGUCUCAAGAAAAGCGAGAACGCGAGAGGGAUCGUGAACACGCAGAUGAGAAACGUAAAGAAAAGGAGAAGCCUAUCAAGGAGGAAUCCAUCAAACGACCCGAAAAGGACAUCAAGAAAGCUGAACCUGUGAACAUCAAGAAACCAGAUCUCAGCGUUUCUCCUAAAAAACUUCAAUCUGCUACGCUUCCUGUAACUAGACACAGGUUUUCGAAGAGUUUAUCUAGAACGCCGUCUCCGUUUAAAAAGACUGAAGACAUCAUAGCAGCGGUUAAAGUCAAACAACCAUCGAAAGAAGAUAACAAAGAGGAAUCACCAAAAGAAGAAUCGAGCUUUUCAUCUGCGGAUACGUUCCCGUUAAAAAAGGAUGAAAAAUCGAUCAAAUCAAUCAAAACUACAUCCGAGGACAAGAAGUCAGGUCAAAAAUCGGCAGAACCAGUUCUCUUGAAAAAGCCAGCAGAAGUAAUAAAAAAAUCGAAGAGGGAAAAACGCGAUGGUUCUACAGAUUCAAAUGAUAGUGAAAGCGAAGGUAAGAAAAGAUCAAAAAAGUUAGAGAAGUCCAAGAAAUCCAGGAAAGCUUCCACGGAUGAAGAGAAGUCGGACAAAUGUGGUUCUAGUUCAGAUUCUGAAGAGGAAAGAAAGCACGCAGAGAAAACCAAAAAAAUUAGGGAUUCGAAUCGAGAUUCAUUAGAUGAACGUACAAAAGACAGAAAAGAUAGUAGAAAACGGGAAAUGAACGAGAACGAAUCUCGUAAGCGACCGAAAAAAGAGUUAGAAGAGGAAACGAAGAAAUCAAAAAGAUCUAGGAAAGAUUCCUCUUCGGGAGAUGAAGAACAGAAGAUAAAAAGAAAUAAAACUGAAGACGACAGGUCCAGAUUACGAAAAUCCAAAAAAGAUUCGAGUUCGGACGAUGAGCCGAAAAAGACACGAAAACGAAGAGACAGUUCUUCGGAAGAUGAAAAGUCAAGAACGAGGAAGUCAAGAAAGGAUUCUACAAGCGAAGACGAAGGGAAGGUACGUUUGAAAAAAUCUAAGCGAGACUCAAGUACAGAUGAUGAAGAGAUUGGAGAAAAAGAUGCGAAGAAAAAGAGAAAAGCGGAUGACAGUUCAGAUGAAGAAAAAGUGAAGAAGAAACGUAAGAAGAAGACUAAAACUAGCACUAGUGAAUCAGAGGAAAGUGAAGUAGAAGAAAAGAAAAAGAAGAAGGAUAAAAAGCACAAGAAACAUAAGAAGCAUAAGAAACAUAGAAAACAUAAAAAGAAGAAGGUUGCAGAUUCUGACGAAUCUGAUGUAAGUGAAGGUAAUACAGAAGAAUUAGAAAAAAAACUUCGCGAGAAAGCAUUAAAAUCGAUGAAGAAAGGACACAGCAUAGAAGGAAGUGAUUGAGGUGUUGUGUGAUUUAUCGAGGGUGUGUUACGUGUGUGUAUCUCUGUAUUACAAUGCACUUGCUCUGAUUGUAUCACGAAUACAUUUCUGUUUAUUAUUAUCGUUAA
Messenger RNA from Bombus huntii, 4377 nucleotides. RefSeq names its product serine/arginine repetitive matrix protein 1 (gene Srrm1). The record is from RefSeq and is a predicted model, not a curated record. The transcript is spliced from 15 exons. Gene Ontology annotation, cellular component: spliceosomal complex. Gene Ontology annotation, biological process: mRNA processing; regulation of mRNA splicing, via spliceosome. Gene Ontology annotation, molecular function: RNA binding. Bases 905 to 4270 code for a protein of 1121 amino acids. NCBI's taxonomy places the organism in Eukaryota, Metazoa, Arthropoda, Insecta, Hymenoptera, Apidae.